GAGGGCGGCCAGGGCCUCGAGGAGGCCCUCCUGGAGUGCGUCUCGAACGUGGGCGCCAAGCUCUCGUUCCAGAUCGGGUGGUAUCACCACCUGACGAAGGACAGGGCCGUGCAUGGCCCGUCCUUGGCGCGCGACCCUGCGCUGGUCGGCCCGCGGCGGGGGUCGGGUACGUCGCCGGGGUAA
Molecule: messenger RNA, 183 nt
Organism: Prorocentrum cordatum
Lineage: Eukaryota; Dinophyceae; Prorocentrales; Prorocentraceae
Source: the annotation of a GenBank genome assembly